Cucumis melo (muskmelon) is the source of this 751-nucleotide messenger RNA. Its product is annotated as basic leucine zipper 4-like. Gene Ontology annotation, cellular component: nucleus. Gene Ontology annotation, molecular function: DNA-binding transcription factor activity; transcription cis-regulatory region binding. The transcript has a single exon. Lineage: Eukaryota; Viridiplantae; Streptophyta; Magnoliopsida; Cucurbitales; Cucurbitaceae. The record is from RefSeq and is a predicted model, not a curated record. Gene Ontology annotation, biological process: positive regulation of DNA-templated transcription. Bases 126 to 590 code for a protein of 154 amino acids.
UGCCUCCCCCACUCUUCUUUAUAUACCCAACUUCUCCUCUUCCUUCCUUCCCUUUUCCCUUUCUUUCUCUUCUAUAACCUUCCUUUCUUGAGCUUCAACUAAUUUUCUUCUUUCUCUCUUUCCUAAUGUUCUAUCCCGAAGGAGAAAUCGUCAAGUUUUGUAGGCCGAUUCAAGAACCCGGGUUCACGACGGCCGAAAUCCAAGAGCUUUGGUCUCUACUAGAAGAUCCAGCUAGGUCGAACUCUGGUUCACAAGACUCAUCUCAAGCCGUAUCUUUGAUCGACGAAGAGAGGAGGCGUAAGCGAAUGAUAUCGAACCGAGAGUCAGCGAGACGGUCGAGGUUGAGGAAGAAGAGACAUUUGGAGAAUCUAGCGGUCCAAACGGACCGGUUGAAGAUGAAGAAUCAGGAGCUGAAAAGGCAGCUGAAUUUAGUGGUGAACCGUUAUUAUAUGGUAAGAAGACAAAAUGAAGGACUGUGGUCGGAAUUUGUAGCACUUCAUGCACGAUUGUCGGACCUUUAUCGGAUUUCUGUUCCCAUGCAGGAGAAGGAGAAUUCCUGCAUGCAAAUAUCAUUCAAUUAUUUCUCUUAAAAAUUUUCAUGGAAAAAUUUUACGUACGGAAGUCAUUAGAAUGAAAUAAUAAUAAUAAUUAUUGGCUUCAAUUAAAAUAGGAUAUUCUCAUUUUAGUUAAAGUUAUAUAUAUAUAUAUAUAUAUAUAUAUAUAUAUAUAUAUUAGUCUUUGUUGGGUAUAU